This is a messenger RNA of Penicillium daleae, 1134 nucleotides long. RefSeq names its product transcription initiation factor IIA large subunit. The transcript has 4 exons. The record is from RefSeq and is a predicted model, not a curated record. The coding region runs from base 1 to 1134 and encodes 377 amino acids. Gene Ontology annotation, biological process: transcription by RNA polymerase II; transcription initiation at RNA polymerase II promoter. NCBI's taxonomy places the organism in Eukaryota, Fungi, Ascomycota, Eurotiomycetes, Eurotiales, Aspergillaceae. Gene Ontology annotation, cellular component: transcription factor TFIIA complex.
AUGUCGAACCAGCAAGUGGGUGCGGUAUUCGAGAAGGUCAUCAAGGACGUCUGCGAGAACUCCCAGGUCGACUUUGAGGAGAGCGGUGUUGAUCAGAAAACACUGCUUGAUCUGCGCGAGACCUGGCAGAGUAAGCUCUCAUCGGUCAACGUUGCUCAGUUCCCCUGGGAUCCCCCAGUCCAGCCCAUCCCCCAAGCUCCUCUACCUCCCCAGGCCACCGUCCCGUCCAACGCACCCCGCCCACCACCUCAGCCUCAAUAUGUCCCUCCUCCAGUAUCUAUGCCACAGCAAAUCCCUGUGCAAGCCCCCGCCCCGGUGGCACCCGUUGCGCCAGCACCCAUGACUGCCCCGAGAAUCAAGACAGAGCCUGGCACUAAUGGCCCAACCCAAAUGCCCCCAAUGCAUCACAAUAUGCCUGCGAGCACGCCGAACCCGCAAAUGGCUCGCGACCGCGCUGCAGCUCAAUUGACGCAAAGAUUUGGCGCCUCUGCUGCCACAUCAGUCAGUCAGCUCCAGUCUGCCGGACAGCAGCCCUACUCGCAGAUGCACCACCCUUCCAAUGGCACGAUGCCCCAAAUCAAGCAGGAGCCCAGCCAUUCCUCCAUCGGACCUAGCCAGACGGAUGGUGCUGGUGACGCACUCGCCGACUGGAAGGCCGAGGUUGCCCGUCGCAGAGAAGCCGCUCAGAAUGGUCAAGGCGAUCAUCUUCUGCGCGAGUAUUUGAAGCAUCAGAUGAGCGGGCUGGAAGGCGGUGGUUUGCUCCGUCCUCUGUCUGAGCAGGAGUCAUCUAUCACGAAGGCCCGUCGCUCAGCUCUCGUUGCUCCUCUAGUCCGGGCCAACGCUUCCCAGUCGAACUCGCCCUUCCCCAAAACGCAUGGCCAGUAUGAUGGCGUGGACGACGACAUCAAGGAAGAAGCAGACGAGGAUGCGAUUAACUCGGACUUGGACGACCCUGACGAUCUGAUCGAUCACGAGGCAGAGGCCGAUGAGGCCGAUGGCCAGGUGAUGCUUUGCACCUACGAUAAGGUCCAACGGGUCAAGAACAAGUGGAAGUGCACCUUGAAGGACGGCAUCUUGACCACAGGUGGCAAGGAAUAUGUCUUCCACAAGGGACAGGGUGAAUUCGAGUGGUAA